ACCCUGCCUCCCAAUCACAUCUCCUCCGUGCGCUGCCACCUCCUGCCCCGCCCUGCCUCACCGGGCGCCGCCGGCCACCACCGCCGCUGAGCCGCCGUUCGUCGCCAGCACCCGCGGAUCCGGCCGCCCCUCAACUUCCCAUUCGGCUGCACCUCCCAGAGCCGCCGCCCCUGCGAAGCUCCACCGCUGGAGGAUCUCGUCCGCCUGGAUCCACAUCCCCAUGGCCGGAACGGGACUUCCUCGAGCCCCCCCCGGAUGCAUGCUGUUGCUGGUGGAGUUGGAGCACGCCGGCGCUCCGGCCGCCCUCUUCCUCCCUGUUCCCUCCCAUCCCUCCUACUACAGCCAGGGCUGUAGCCGCCCUCUUCUCUCCCCGUACCCCUCUUCCUCCCUGUUCCUUCCCACCCCUUCUCCCGCAGGCUCCAGCUAUGGUGGUGGGGGUGAGCAGCUGCCGUCCGGUGGCCUGGGGAGUGAGGAGGGCGCCGUUCUAAAGCACGAGAGCUCGGCGCAUGGCGACAGUAUAGAUCGGCUACAGCGGCGGCGACGGCCCAACGGCGAAAGGGGAUGGCUGCAUGAUGAUCUUGUUCUGAUCAAUUCUGAAAUAGGAAUGGAGGACUACUAUGGGUCGCUGUUGAGGAUGCUGGGUUACCUGACAGUAGUUUACUUGCCAGAUUUUAAAUUGGAGCUUAGCAUGAACUGAAGAGAGGAUACUUCAACAUGUAUGUGCUGAAAGGCAAAUUAAUUUGGAAGUUUAUUGUAACUGGU
This is a messenger RNA of Triticum aestivum (bread wheat), 762 nucleotides long. RefSeq lists its product as uncharacterized. NCBI's taxonomy places the organism in Eukaryota, Viridiplantae, Streptophyta, Magnoliopsida, Poales, Poaceae. Bases 221 to 697 code for a protein of 158 amino acids. The transcript is spliced from 2 exons. The record is from RefSeq and is a predicted model, not a curated record.